UACACAUGAACUUUUGGGUGCUUCGCGUCUAUUUUUAAAUGAAAUAUACAAGAAUAAUAGUGAUAUCUGUCUUAAGUACACUAUCAUGUAUCUCGGACGGCAUGCAUUAUGCUUGGACAGCUCCAGUUAUUCCCAAACUUAUAUCAAAGGAUAGUCUAUUACCGACAACAGAGGGCCAAGCAGAAUGGCUCGAAACAAUUCUAAUGUUGGGAGGAUGCUGUGGAAUACCGCUCAAUUUAUUUCUAGUUGAUUAUAUUGGUCGAAAGGGUACCCUAGUGAUAUCUUCGAUGACAAGCCUGAUUUCUUGGUUUAUCAUAGCCAUAGCACCCAGCAUACAGUAUAUUUAUGUAGCUAGAUUUUUUGCUGGUAUUGCUGGAGAUACUGGAUUCGUUGCUGCGCCGAUGUAUAUAGCUGAAAUAGCUGAUCAUAAGAUCCGAGGAUUUUUAUCUAGCAUAAUAUAUCUGAUGAUGCUCUUGGGAAUUGUGAUUGUUUAUGGUGUAGCACCUUUUGUACCCAUAUGGGUGCCCUGUUUAAUAGGUAAGCUAAACGAAGCCAAAAGGGCCCUGGAACAACUGAGACCAUAUGAAGAUACUGAUAGGGAACUUCUCGAAAUAUCAGCUGCCAUCGUAAGACAAAAAAACGAAAGAGGAAAACCCCAAGACAUCGUUUUAGUGAAAAGCAAUCGAAAGGCUCUUCUAAUAAUGAUUUGGCUGAAUGGCUCCCAACACAUGAGUAGCAUAUCUGUAAUGCUAAUGAAUUUGCAUUCAAUUUUGGAUGACGCUGGAUCUAACUACAUAUCAUCGUCAACUGCUGCAAUUUUGUUUUCAGUUCUAAUGCUUGUUGCAGCUUUAUCAGCCUCGUUUGUUAUAGAUAAUUUUGGCAGAAAAGCCCUUCUGAUGACGUCAGGAACUCUGGCAGGAAUAUGCUUGCUAAUAGUCGCUACGUAUUUUAAUCUGAAAAACCAUGGCUAUGAAGUUGUUUCAGUGAGCUGGUUAGUACCAAUGGCUGUUUUAUUUUAUGCCGCUGCAUUCAAGUUUGGUCUUGGCUUGGUACCAAUAGUGCUUACUGCGGAAUUAUUUCCAGCCAAGAUGAAAGCCAUAGGAAUGACGUUUUCGGACGCCUUUUAUGUAGGAUUUUCAGUUAUAUCUUUGCAAUUGUAUCAUAAGCUGAAAAGUAGUUAUGGUAUUCAUGUGCCAUUUUAUAUUUUUUCGUGUUGGUGUUUCGCUACAGUGGCAUUUACGAAACUAUUUAUACCGGAAACCAAAGGCAGAACACUGGAACAAAUUCAGUUUAUUUUAAAAGAUGAAGAGUCAGCGAAACUUCUUUCUAUAGGACAUAAUAAUAGUAGUUAUAGUGACAGAAUUCGUGCUUGA
Ceutorhynchus assimilis (cabbage seed weevil) is the source of this 1373-nucleotide messenger RNA. The record is from the annotation of a GenBank genome assembly. NCBI's taxonomy places the organism in Eukaryota, Metazoa, Arthropoda, Insecta, Coleoptera, Curculionidae.